Molecule: messenger RNA, 1702 nt
Organism: Aspergillus japonicus CBS 114.51
Lineage: Eukaryota; Fungi; Ascomycota; Eurotiomycetes; Eurotiales; Aspergillaceae
Product: ankyrin repeat domain-containing protein
Exons: 2
Coding region: 56-1702 (548 amino acids)
Cellular component (GO): nucleus; cytoplasm
Molecular function (GO): protein binding
Source: RefSeq, a predicted model, not a curated record
GCGAUUUCUCUGUGCCCAUUGUCUCUUUCUCUCCUCUGAGCAUUAAACCGAAUCUAUGGCAUAUAGCACACUACCCAGCGAGCUGCACCUGCUCAUCGCAGAGUUUCUCGCGGAGUCUCCGGACUCAGAGGAUGCCUUCAAUGCGCUAGCACGCACCAACCGUACCUUUUACAUGCAGUACAACCCUUUUUUGUACAGAUACCACGUUGCAAGUCAUUCCAAGCGACCCCCAGCACCAGCAUUUCACUGGGCUGCUAAGAAUGGAAGACAUGAUACGCUAGUCCGGCUCCUCGACGCGGGCGCAGAGCCAUACCACCCUCGAAUUUGGCAGGAGAAGCCAAUGUCAACCGGGUGGACUGGGCUCCGGCCUUUACAUCCAGCCCGACUUGCUGCCGAGAAGGGUCAUGUUAGAUUUCUCGAAGCCAUUUUCGAUUGGGAGCAAGAGGACCCGGGGAGUGCCGGAAGCUUUGGUAGCCGGCUAGGUAAACGGGGUUACAGUGUCCUUUUUGCCGGGGCAGCCCUUAACAACCACCUGCCCGUGGUGCAGAUGCUGCUAGCCCGUGGCGUUGACCCCUGGGGUAAGAAUACUUUAUUUCUUUCUCAGGGUGUGCGACUGCAGAAAUUCAGUUCGGAGCUGCUGCAGGUGCUUCUCGACGAUGCUAGGCAUCGAGAGCAUCUGCAGCCCUUCACCAACUGGGAACCUGUUCACAUGGCAUUACGGUAUGCAGUGGAGCAGGCCCAGGAUAUUGAGGCAACCAGAAUAAUCCUCACAACCGGGGUUAAUGUUAACUUCCUCUAUUCCGAUGACCCGAUGAUUGUGGUCCGGCGACCUUUGCAUUACUGUCACCAACCGGACUUGUAUCGGCUCCUCCUUGAGGCGGGUGCCGAUCCGAACAUCGACAAUAACGACAGAUGGGGGGCUCUCUCCUCCGCAGUAGGGAACUGUCACAUGCAGGCCGGCCGAUAUCCAAUUUCGGCAGAAGCAAAGGGUCGGCGGUGGGAGAGGAUUCAGCUGCUGUUUCGGUACGGCGCAGACCCCGCGCGAGCCGGGGGAGGUUGGGCGCUGCACGGCGCACUACGCGACGCAGAUUAUGGGUUGGCAGACCUUCUAGCCGAUAAGGGGGCGAGAAUCAGUGUCGUUGAGCUAAGCGAUGCGGAUCAAGCUCGCUUACAUCGCGCAGUGGAGGAGCGUGAGUGGGAUACGGUGAUGGAACUUACUCCAGUCAAUUGGUCUAUGGAAGGAUAUGCUGGUCCAGGUCUGAUGAAAGACGCUUGCAAUCGGACUUUCCCUGACUGUGAGUAUUGGGCCAACGACGUCUCCGCAACCGACACCUGUGCGGAGCUGGAGAAGUACUUUGAUGCCACUGUCGCUGAGCUUCAUGCCUGGAAUCCCUCGCUGCUGGAAGACUACUGUGUGCUGAUUGAAGGAUGGAGCUACUGUGUCGAGGGCCCGGCCGUAACUGUCACCGCGGCUGCGUCUACCACGACGAAUACCGCGAUCCCAGUUGUCAUUUUCACCGAGGUGACCGAUUUUGUGAACAGCACGAUCCUUGCAGCUGCAACUGCUACAUCUGCAUCGGCCACCACUGUCACUACCACCUCAACCGCCACCUACUCAGGUGGAGUGCCUUCACCAACGCAGAGUGGUCUCGUGGGGACGUGCAAUGCGUAUUACUACGUGAUUCAUUUUCUCUCGAGUUAG